GGCAGGGAACGUCAAUGCGUCGUCCACAAACGUCAAAACAAAAUUCGUAAUUUUUUGUUACUCUAUUUUUCAUUUCAUUGAUAAAGCAACUAAAUUAGAUUUUGCCAACAUUCAUCUGGAGCCAUGAUUGACCAAGUUUCAGUGCAUUGGAAUAAUUUUGACAUCCAGGAAAGGAAUUUUCUUCCUGUCGGGUGAGCGCGGCUACUGAUGGUGAUGUGCAGUACUGCGGGCAUGGGCGACGCGGCGCUGCGCGAGCGGCUGCCCGCACUGUGGCGGCGCAUCGAGGACGCGCACUACAGCUACCUCGAGACUGAGGACAGCCCCGACAAGAUACAGCAGAGGAAAAAGCUCGAAGGGUAUAUACUAGAAUACCUGUCGCUGGUCCCGCACGAGUGCAAGUUCGGGUUGUCUGAGACGGGCAAGGUGUUCCAGCGCACCAUCAACGAGCUGCCGGACUUCAGCGCGUACCGCGCGGGGCUCGGCUGGGCCGCGCUCGCCCGGUACGCGGCCAACCUGCUCGCGCAGCCCUGGAGGAAGGAGUACCGGGUCAUACGGUUAUACUGCGGGUACUACAAGCACGAGAUAGAAGCGAACAUGGUGGGCGCGGAGACAUUACUUCACGCUAUGGGGUACCGAGCGGCGGGGGCGGGCCGGCUGGCGCUGCAGGGACCAGUGUGCCCCGACACCGCCGCAGCCGUCUCCAGGGACGCCAUCAUUGCACACGUCGAGUGUCAGAUAAUGUGCAGCAUCUGGGAGGCAGCGUGGGGCGGCGGCGCGCGCGUGACGUGGGCCGACGUGUGGCGGCAGCGGCGGGAGGGGGGCAGCUACGUGGAUGGAUCCGAGAUAUACUCCAACAUCCCCGUAACAGUCCAAGACUACAACAGACCGGAGAGUCGGUACCACAACAGUAUGGUGACCCCUUGCAGCCACAUUUGCGACGAGACGCCCAUAGAAGACCCUAUCACCCCCAUGGUCCACCCUUACAUGGUCCCCAACAUGCUCCCCCCACAUAUGAUGUACCCUGUCCCACAACACAUGCCCGAAGUAACACUACCAAAUCCAGUACCAAUCAUGACUCCAUAUGGGGUACCUUAUUACUACCCUGUACAGGCCCCCUACAUGAUCCCCACACCAGUCUACGCUCCUAUAAAACACGCCAACAAUGUGCCUCUCAACGGAUACCCACCCAUGCCACAGUACAGGUACCCAACCGUACCAACAGCACAACUCAUCGAGCUAGACUCUCCUUCUGUAUAUGAGAAUGGCAAGCAUUCGCACAGAGAAGAAGAAAGACACAAGAAGAGACAAGGGGAAAGUUCUAGAAGGGACAGCACAUCGAAAUCAGGAUUCAGUGACAUUUCUCUACCGAGCAUACCCCGAUCCGACACACAACCGGCUCUUAGUAAAGCGAGGGAAGACGGCAUGGGCACUUACGAGAGCUGGGACUACGUAUUUAGAAACUUAUCGAGUAAAGACGACGAAGGCGAUAGAAAUCGGUUCUCUCCCUCCCUCGACAGGGAUUCGAGGACGUUAGAUAGGUUAGACAGAGAGGAAAGGAGAGCGAAGUAUCAACCGACGACGUUAGACUUAGAAGAUGGUUUGCGGGCUUUGAAUCUCGAUAGGACGUUUGACGAGGACGCUUAUAGGACGGCUAAAGUGAAUGAGAACUUGAUGCGAUUGAAGCAGGAACAGGAGAGGAAAGCUAGACAGGUGAAGAAAGCGAGUGAAGGCAAGAGGAAAAUAGAAUCCGUAGGGCAUCCCAAAGCGGAUGCUUUAAUUACUCCGAAAGUAGCGCCGGAUAAAGUGAAAUUGCUGACGAAGAAGGAGAUAAAAGAUAGGAAGGAGGUGAUAAAGCAGCAGAACGGGACGGCGCCGAGCAUGACAGACGUGAGGAAGGUUAAGAAGCCGGCGAAGCUGGUCGGUGAAGUGGAGCGGACCAAGAAGCCAGUGGAGAACGGCCACAGCGUCGCGCACACUUCCAAAGCUAACACGAGUUCAACAGCCCCUUACGACUUGAAAGCGCAACUCAUUGUUUCCCUCGACGAGACAGACGCGAAGCGGUCACCACCCAAAGUCAACGGCGACCGUCCCGUCAGUCGAACGUCCACCCAUGACGUCACACAGGACAAGCGAGAUAGGUGGGAAUGCGCGACUUGCACAUAUUUGAACAAGAACAGUUUACAAGCUUGCGAAAUGUGUGGGAAGUCCCGCAAAGGUCCGGAAAUUCAACCGUUGACGUCCGGGGGUCGGGAAUGUCCCGCAUGUACGUUGGUUAACAAGCGGGAAGCGAGAGUGUGCGACGCCUGUGGCACCAGCCUCGAACACUGUCCCACGUACAUAUAAGCUCUUUGCCUAUUGAUUUAUAUCUAGUCGAGAUGAUAAUAACAGUAGAUGUUGUUAAAAGAAAAACUAUUUAUUUACCAAAAAAAUACAAUAUUGAUAAAGACAUAUAUAGGGACUAUUGUUCUACUCCUUAUAACGUAUGAUUAGAGUGACAUAUCUUACGUUUCUUUUGUGCGAAGCUGUAGACUGUUAGUCCGAAAGAGAAAAGAUGUCAUCAUACGUCUUCUUCGCGCUAAGAAGUGUACUAUAUCGCUGUGCUGCUGUCAUUCUAAUCAUGCUACUCUACAAGGGGUCGACAAGGAUCUUGUGUUACUGGGAUGAUAUUGAUAGGGGGCGCUAGUGUGCAUCAUCUCCAUUAUUUUAUAACAACUGAUAAAAAUCUUCUUUGUUUACCCCUCUUCCCAAUUUCGCUGUCGGGUCUCCUUACACGACUCCGCCAGAGUUCUGGCUUGUUUCUGAACUCAGAUUUUCCAAUCGAAUCUCUUUCUGCAUAUUUGACCACCAGGUAGAAGGCGGUCGGCCUCUUCCAUGCGGUCGAUCAGGUAUGUUUAAGGCCUUGACGGAGUGGUCGUCUUCGCGUCUCAGGAUAUGGCUGAGCCAUCGCAACCGGCUUUCUUUCACCUUUUCCACAGUCGAUGCAACCCUAAAUAACUGGGGGGUUACAAUGGGGCCCUGUGAGGCCGCGCGGGCGAAGCAAUAACAACUACGCUUGAGCGUUUAGGCACAUUUUAGCACGCAGCGGUGAAAUCGGCGAGACGGAGUAGGUUACUGUCGUAUCAGGUAUAGAUAGUUUUGUACCGAAUGAUUUAUCUGUAACAUUAGUAAUCUGUGACGGUAGUUGGAAUCGGUCUAAUAUAAAACAACAUAAUUAUUGUUAAUCCGGGUGCUUUCAAGGUCAGAGUGAACAGGCACCUUCUGGGCGAUCUCGCUCCAUCUUAGGCCUCCAAUGCCUUCGGGCAAGUCUGGGACAAAGUGCAAACCCAUCAAAGGUGAAAAAAAAAUCUACAUCCUGAACGUUUGAAGUCAAAAACUUGACAUUAUGAGAAAGUUUGAGAAAUAUUUUUUUGGAAAUGUUAAGUUUCGAUCUAGAUAUAAAUCAAUAGAAAGGUGCUAUAAUUCUACCAUAAAGGUCUAGCCUACUUCGAAAAGGGCUAUAAAUCGGGUUGCCAAGUAAUUCUAAUCAUUUAUUUUUACAUGGUUAUUUUCUAUUCACCACUAACACAAUUUUUUGCAUGUUUCAUAUAAAAUGAACAUAUAAUGAAAUAUAUCACAUUAUUACGCUUUUGUUAGCAAUUUUUACCCGACUGCGGCGAGUCACAAAGGAGGGUUAUGUCUAGUAUAAUUUGCACAAUGACCUUCGAAAGUUAAGGGUGAAUAAAAAGUAAUGGUAUAUUGUUUAGUUCAGUUGCUGGGUAUUAAAUAAGGGUUUUGUUAAACGAUUGCACAAAUUUGUUGGCGAAUAACCUUUUUCUUCUUUAUAAUGUUGCUAUACUGUAAUAUUAUUCCAUAUCUGUUACUGCGUCUUUUAAAAAGCAUUUAAAUUGUUGUAGUACAUUGACAAGUUAAUAGAGAGUGUGCUUUGGGAAUAAUAAUUCUUGACUCGCACGGGACUUGAACCCGCAGCUCUUGUCAAGACGGGACGAGUGUGUUAACCAUUACACCAUCGAAUGAAAAAGAAGAUCGAAAGAAUUUCACAUGGACAGGAGGAGGACCAGCUAUAAAUAGGAAAAAAAAAGUUUUUUGUAUGGGUACAACUAUGGUUUUUGUGAAUAUUCCAAGUGCCUACCUGUUGCCAUUGAUAUCGGACAAAAAAUGACAAAGGAAUCGCGUUUGUUGUAUAGGAUCUCCCUUAUAAUAUUUAUUUUAUACUUUUUGUAGUAUUUGUUGUUGUAGCGGUGACAGAAAUACAUAAUUUUUGAAAAUUUCAACUGUCUAGCUAUCACGGUUCUUAAGAUACAGCCGGGUGACAGACGGACGGAUGGACAGACAGCGGAGUUUUAGUAAUAGGGUACCUUUUAACCUUUGGGUACAGAACCCUGAAAAUAUAAUUUAUCUACAGAGAUAGGAUGUUUUUAAAAAAGGCCUUGAUGCAGAAAUGUUCUAGUUUAUGAGUCUCUCUCUUGGGUCGGUCCCUCAUGUCUGAGGAUCGUGGUCAGCAUCAGGGUUGCGAGGACCCUUCAUGCUGACUCUCUUGGGUAAAUAGAAGCAGUGGUUUCCCGUUGCCUUCUGCCACAGACAUUUUUGAAGUUAUUUAAACUCCAAAGCCGCUGUUGCCUCUACGGUCGGUUGCCCCACCGGCGGUAUGGUUAUACUGCCAUUGCUCGGUCGCCAGAGCCUCGUCAUUUAUUUAGCAGGGAGAAUUUAUGAGUACAUAUCGUGUAAAUCAUAAUAUUUCGAGCACAAUCUCUAUUAACUUGUCACUCAAUAGUUCUUUCAUGUUGUUUGUUUGUUAAAGUUUUCUCAUGAUUCAUUUUAACCCAAUGAGGAUAAAAACUGCCUAUUUCUCCCGUCAGGUGUCGCUACUGUUGAGUGUUCUUAAAUUUUGACAGUUCCCCAUACUAUUUGAGUAAACAAACAUAUUGUUUUGGUUAUGUUUUUGUACUAUAACACUUCGCGCGAUGUUUAAUUGCAAAAUCAUAGUGUUAUAUUGGCCCCGAUUCCUGCAGACACCUCCUAAUUUUACUUUAAGUUAUACCUGUCAUUUUCUUAUCCGCCGAAAAGGAAAGGGACGGAUGAUUGACAGCUCUUAAUUUUAGGAAGAAUGAGUAAAUGAAUGAAUAACCCGGGCGAAUCAAAAAGGUAUCUCACUGGUAUGCAAUCCGUUUGACGUGCUGUCUACUUAAUUCUGUCGGAUUAUUGGCCCAUGUAAAAUUUUUAGACGGUUGUUUUAGAUUUCUGCUUAAAAUUGACGUGUAAUCCAUAAAUUUUAUGCCGGUCGAUUACCCGUCCCUUUCCUUUUCGGCGGAUGAGAGAGACUAAAGAUGGGAAAGGUGAAAACUUAGAAAAACUUAUUUUCAUCUAAAACUCUUUUUUUUCAACUGAUGGCUUUUCUUUUUUGUAACUGAUCUUUCAGACGGGAUACACUCCGUGUUUUUUCACAUUUUAUAGCAAUUUAUCAGUAUGGAGAACUGUCAAUACUUGUAACACUCAACAGUGCUGCUGCCUACAUUUGAGCUCUAGUUUUUAUCCUCAUUCCUUAUUUAAGUAUUCGGGAUCGCAGUAGUGUUUUAUUUCUAACCUAUCGCUUUGCUACAGGGUAUAGAUUGGUAUAUAUUGGUGUACUAAAGGAACUAGGGGUGGUAUUAAUAAAUUAAUCUCAGCUUCGAGACUGCCCUCAAGAUCAUGUCAGUGUGACAGUUCUCAUAUAAAAACAGUGACUUGAGCAUGAUCUUGGGGGCAGUCUCAGCUGAGAUUCGUUUAUUAAUACCACCCUAGAUACCCGUCCUAUGCCACACGCGAUAUACGUUAUUUAAAACAUAUAUUCAGAAAUACGGUUCAAGUUUAAAUCAGUUGAUUGAUAUUCGAGUGUAUUUUUUGCAUAAGACCCACAUUGUGCUGGGUAUGGUUCUCUUUAUAGAUAAGGAGAGAACUGGUUAUAAAUUUGACACUUUGGCCCAACGAUGGUUGAAGAACAAAUGGUAAAAAACUUUUGCACUAAUAUAAAAAAAAAUCAAUGAUAUUUACUACAAAUUCAAUAUUUAAAAUGAUCAUCGUGUGGUAAGGAGGGGUCAUAAUUUCGUGACUUACAAAAAUAAAUUUUGUUUACCUACGCCACGUUCAGAACAUUAUCAAAAGUCUAAUAAAAAUAAUAUUGUCUCGGAAUUAUAAAAAAAAUAUAUUAUAGUGUUCGUUUAUACGCCUUCUAAAAUGCUUUAAUGUUAGUUGAGAGUUAGAUAACGCUUUUAUUUUGGUUCGUUUUUAGUUAUAUAAAUUAUUGAUCUGUGUAUAUAAUUGUUAGAGUUUGUAAAUAGUAGAUAUUAAAUAAUUUAUUUAUAAUAGGACAGUUUCGGGAGUAUUUAUGUUGAAAAUAAUUGAAACGAUUUAAAAUCAUAGCUGUAUAAAACAUAUAAUAAUAACAUUAUCAUGGGAAAUUGUAACAUCAAAAAGGGUGCAUUUGUUGAAAUAUUGUAAUUUUAUCAUAGUGAGCGUAAAUAUGCACAGAGUAAUAAAUAGAUAUAGAUUAGACGUUUAAAGCACUGAGGACGUGUAUUUUUCUAUAUUAAAGUAGAAUUCAUGUUGCGUUCAUGCAAUACUUAAAAUUGAAUAAUAUUUUAUAUUAAAAAACUACAAGCUACAUAAUAUGGAACAUGAUAUUGUCUAUGCUAAUGUCGCUAUGGUUACGCGGAGUGAACUGUCCAAAGUUACCAGUUCUGUCCGCUUGAAGCAUUCUGUAUGUGAUUGUGGCGCCACUAGCAACUGUUACUUGUUUUAUUAUCUGUAGCUUGUAUGUGUAAUGAUUAGAAUACUCUAUUCGUGCAAUAAAUAAAGACUGUUACGGUCCUAAAUCUCAAAUAUUACAACAAUUUUAAGCUUCGCAUGAACGUAAUUUUUCACAAUAAAUUACAUUAUGGUGGUACAAAUGAUGUCACUGAAAACAGAUUCUAUUGUCAUUGUUUUUAAAGAUAUUUCCAUAAAAGAUUGUUACAUUUAAUGUACAAUUUUUAUAUAACUUUGAAAAUUCAUACUAAUAAUUCAAUAACUAAUCAAAUGAAAGGACGUAUUUUGUCUAUUUUAGUUUGUGGAAUAUUUCAUCUAUAUUAAGGGUCAUUAUAUUACAUUUACAUUAUUUGAAUAGUGUACCACCACUCGCGCUUCGUGUUGAUUUGCGUUUAGUUAAAGACUUCUAAAUUAUCAAAGUAUUAACAGUUAAAAGUGUACCUAUUAAAUUGAAAAAAUAAAUAAUAUUGUUUUAUGA
Messenger RNA from Pectinophora gossypiella (pink bollworm), 7258 nucleotides. RefSeq lists its product as uncharacterized. Gene Ontology annotation, cellular component: cytoplasm. The coding region runs from base 208 to 2343 and encodes 711 amino acids. The transcript is spliced from 8 exons. The record is from RefSeq and is a predicted model, not a curated record. Lineage: Eukaryota; Metazoa; Arthropoda; Insecta; Lepidoptera; Gelechiidae.